Prunus dulcis (almond) is the source of this 1648-nucleotide messenger RNA. RefSeq names its product urease accessory protein F. The transcript is spliced from 3 exons. Gene Ontology annotation, molecular function: nickel cation binding. The record is from RefSeq and is a predicted model, not a curated record. Lineage: Eukaryota; Viridiplantae; Streptophyta; Magnoliopsida; Rosales; Rosaceae. Bases 650 to 1480 code for a protein of 276 amino acids.
UUUGGUCAAUAGUAAGCUGUAAUGGCUCACAUCAUUGCCAAAAUCUACUAACCAGUGUCAGUAUAUUUCGAUUGCCAGCUUCUGUGUGAUUAUUAACACGUAAAACUAAAAAUUAUAUGAAUUUCAAAUUAAAAUCUGUAAUUUAUUAUCUAAAAAAUUAAGAAUUAGACUACUAGAAUGCUAAUUUCCGUUAACACAUGGGUAUAAAAAUUAUAUGAAUCUCAAAUUCAAAUUUGUAAUUUAUUAUCUGAAAAAUCAAGAAUUAGACUAAUGAAGUGGUGAAUCGCUCUUCUAUUCCUUUUUAAAACCCAAAGCUUUGGCACGUGGAAUGACAAAAAAUAAAAUAAAACAAAAAAACUACUGCCGACGUGUCCAGCCUGCCGCGGACUUGCGUUCUGCUUCUCUUUUGCUUUUGUCUGUUUGUUUGCUGAGAAAAGUUCUACUUUCUUUCCCCUUUAUUCUCAUGGAUGUUAUUUCUGUUUGGUGAGAAGAAAGUAUGGGGGUGAGGAGUUACCAUCGUUUCCUUUGUGCAUCUCUGCCAUUGGUUUUCUUUGUUAGAAAUAGAUUAAGGAGGCUCUUGAAAUUGGCAAAAGUCUGAAGCUUUCGGCUUGAAAGGCGCGCAGUUUCAUUUUUUCCACAGGAGGAGGAGAUGGAGAUAAACAAAGAAAACAGGAAACGUCCUUCAUCAGACUCUCUUGUACAGCCAAGUCAAUGGCAACUGCACAAUUCUGACCCCCCAGCAGUUGCCUUUGCUCGUUCUAUGGAUCUAAAUAGAGAAAACAAAAAACGUGCUUCAUCAGAGUCAUUUUUACAGUGGAGCCAAUGGCAACUGCUCGAUUCUAUCCUUCCAACAGGUGGUUUUGCUCACUCUUUUGGUCUUGAGGCAGCAAUCCAAGCUCGCAUAGUCUCUUGUGCUGAAGAUCUCCAAACUUUUGUAAUCCAUCUGUUGGAGAAUACUGGAAGCUUACUCCUUCCUUUUGUCUAUUCUACAACAAUGUCGCCUGAUUCUGAGACCAGGCGCAAACUCGACAAAAUGUUGGAUGCAAUGUUAACUAAUGAAGUGAGUAGGAAGGCAUCAAUUUCACAAGGGUCGGCAUUGAUGAGGGUGGCUGCAUCCGUGUACUCAGAAAUACCAUAUCUUAAAUCUAUGAGGGAAGCUUCUUUAAGUUCUGGGGUUGUUUCUUUUCACCAUGCCCCUAUGUUUGGGGUUAUAUGUGGUCUGCUCGGGUUGGACAGUGCUACUUCUCAAAGAGCUUACAUGUUUAUUACAAUGAGAGAUGUUAUUUCUGCUGCAACAAGGCUCAAUUUGGUAGGGCCCCUUGGUGCGGCUGUACUGCAGCAUCAGGUUGCUCCUGUUGCUGAAGCUAUACUGAAUCGAUGGAAGGACCGUCCAGUUGAGGAAGCAUGCCAAACUGUUGCUUUGCUUGACAUUGUACAAGGUUGCCAUGGCUACCUGUUUUCUAGACUGUUCUGUUCUUAAAGUCCCCAAAUAAAUGCAUCAAAUGGUGGAGCCUGUUUGAACUUUUCUUAAUCUUCUUUAGGGAAAGCUUCAUCCAAAGACUGAGGAAGCAUUUAAUUCAAAACUCUCUUUUCAAGAUGUGGAAGUUCCUAGUUACAAAGAGAAAAUAUGUAUUACUCAAUUUCUUUC